CGAUAAGUUAUUACGAACGUCACUAAUACUGUCAGAAAAUAAGGCAUUAUGUUGGUAGCUCCGCCUGUAGUUUGUGCGGUUGGUAAAGAUUUGCGGGUCGUUCUCUAAAAUGCAUAUGUGUGCGUGAGCUCAAAAAAUAUCUAUGGAGUGCCGUCUCUUACUCUUUUAUGCUCCAGUGGGUAGACACUUCUCAUACAAAAACUAGUCUCUAUAUGUAGCAAUUGAUAUACAACCUUAUCCCUUAAGCAAUAAAGUGCAUUUUGGAUUGAUUUUACUAUAGCAGGGGAACCCGCGGAUCAAUACCACCAUACUAAAAAUAAUUGUUAGUGUCCUUAUGUUGGUAGUAUUGUUAGUUUGACAAAUGAAAAAAAAUGUCUGUCAAUUGAGUUUGAGUUUUUAACCGGCGAAUUGAUUCGUGUGAAGUUAUUUUCUCAGAUUUGGUGCAAUAUUACUGUAAAUAAACUUUUCUGUCGUUUACGUUGAGUUGAUUAAGUUCCUCCGUAUCGGGCGUGAUAAAGUUUGCUGUUCAGUGUUAUGUUUUUUGUGAGAUAGAGACUCUUUUAAAUAAACUGUGUUUCAACUUCUACAGAAGUUUAAACUCUUAUUUACUUUUCUGUUUAAUGGGCUUCUACUGAUAAUGGAGAGUAGAAACAACAAGAAGUGCGUUAUUUGUAAUAAGAGGCGAAGUCGUGGUGGAUCACCCUUACUUUUGAGUAGGUUUCCUCUGGAUUCUGACCGUUGUCGAAUGUGGGUUAAAAAUGCUGGCAUAGAAGACUUAGCAUAUGUACCUAUUGAAAAGUUACACCAACUGAAGUUUGUUUGUGGUGGGCACUUCACUCCUGAAUCCUUCAAUGCCAAAGGAACUCGGCUGAAGAACUCAGCUAUUCCAACACUGGAAUUGAGCAAUCCCAUCUUGCCAGAUGAAGUUUUGACAGAGUUUCCUCUUCAUGUAAAAGACUCCAAUAAAGAAAACCUCAAGACAGUUCUUUAUGAUCAUUCAUAUUGCAUUCCAAAGAAGUCAAAUCCAGUUGAACGAGUUCCCCUUACAACUACAACCAAACAACUAAAUUCAACAUGUUUGGGAGCUGUGGAUAUACCAGAUUCUGGUAUUUCUGCGAAAACAACUUUUGAACCUCUUCCUUCUACUUCCAAUGCACCAGAACAUAUGACCUAUAAACCCAUUACUCAUGAUGAUAAAAACAUUUGCCAUCAAGAUGCACAGGCAGAAAUAUUAGUCCACAGUUAUAAAAGACCUAAGAAAAACAUUGAAAUGAAAGACACUUCAUCAACAUUUACAAUUAAAGAGAAGAGGCUUUGGCAACAGUUACAAAAUGCAAAAAAAAACAAUAAGGAAUAUAGCGAAGGUAGUUGCAGAAGAACACAACAGAAAUUUUUUAAAUAUUAAAAAACUGAAUAGUACCAUUGUAAAUCCAACAUUCAAAACUAAGAUGAGGGUGAAGUAUGCUGCGCAUGCUCUGAGUAAUACCGUGGCAGCUAUUUUAAAAAUGAUGGCAUGGAAAGAAGUUUCUGAUUGCAAUGAUACAGCAUUUGUGAUUGAACAGUUAGAUAAACUAUUUGAUUGUACAAAUGGUCCAUCAUCUUUAAAUGACGUAAAGAAAGGGAUCCGGGAAAAUGUUUCCACAUCAAGUAAUCACAUUGAGUCUUGGACCUUUUAUACUGAUAAGUUAAAAACCAUAAAAUUUAUAACAGCAGAAAACACGAUACUAAAAAAUGUUAAAUGCGUAAAGGGAUAUCAAAUAUCUAUCAAAUCCUUAAACGAUAUUUGGGAAAAGUUAAAGAAUGAAGGGUUUAAAUAUAUGAACCUUAGACAGUUUAACCAAGACUCUCUGGAAAACUUAUUUGGAAUCAUUAGGCAACACAGUGUAACCAAUAGAAAUCCCACUAUCACGCACUUUACUGCAGCGCUUAAAACAAGCAUGGUUACUGGGCUGAAAGUGCCUCAUAGCAGAAGUGCUAAUUGUGAAGCAGACAACAAUAAACAUAUGCUGGAAUAUAAAGACAUUUUAAAAACUAAUUUAAAAACAACAGAAAUAAAAAUUAAUGUUCAAGAUUCCACAGACACUGAAUUUUAUCCUGUGUUGUCUAUCCCGGACCCUGAAAACUUAGAACAGCCCAUUGAAAAUUUGUGUAGCCUUGAAAACCAACCAGUAGUAUAUGUAAGCGGGUAUUUAGCUGCCAAACUAUUACAGAACAGUUCUUGUUUAAUUUGUGAAGAGUGUUUGAGCGUGAAAACUCCUGUUGACAAUGAUUUGUAUGCAUAUAUAUCUCUUCGCGAAUGGUGGCAUGAUAAAAAAAGUCUCGUUUAUCCAACAAUUCAAUUAUGUACCACCGUAAAUGAAGCUAAACAAUUUUAUCAUGACCAUAUUGCCGACCAGAUAUAUAUGGAAAAUGUUGGAAAAUUCAUUUUCUUAAUGUUGAGUACAAAUUGUAAUUUUAGUUGGUUUAAAUGUCAACAACAUAAUAAAUAAAUUUAUGAUAAGAUGUUUAAAAUAUUAAGUUACCUUUUUCUAAGAAAAAGUUGU
This is a messenger RNA of Ostrinia nubilalis (European corn borer), 2543 nucleotides long. RefSeq names its product THAP domain-containing protein 5-like. NCBI's taxonomy places the organism in Eukaryota, Metazoa, Arthropoda, Insecta, Lepidoptera, Crambidae. Bases 638 to 1405 code for a protein of 255 amino acids. The transcript has 7 exons. The record is from RefSeq and is a predicted model, not a curated record.